Messenger RNA from Dichotomopilus funicola, 486 nucleotides. RefSeq names its product tropomyosin. Gene Ontology annotation, biological process: mitotic cytokinesis; actin filament organization. The coding region runs from base 1 to 486 and encodes 161 amino acids. The transcript has 3 exons. Gene Ontology annotation, molecular function: actin filament binding. Gene Ontology annotation, cellular component: actin filament; actomyosin contractile ring. NCBI's taxonomy places the organism in Eukaryota, Fungi, Ascomycota, Sordariomycetes, Sordariales, Chaetomiaceae. The record is from RefSeq and is a predicted model, not a curated record.
AUGGACCGCAUCAAGGAGAAAAUGAACCAGCUCCGUUUGGAGGCUGAGGAAUCGUCCAGCAAGGUCGAGGAGCUCCAGGCCAAGGUCAAGGCGCUCGAGCAGGACAACCUUGCAAAGGAACAGGAGAUUACUUCCCUUUCGCACCGCAACAGCGUGCUCGAGUCUGAGGUAGAGAAACUGGAGACCCAAGUCAAGGAUCUCAAGUCAUCGGCCACCGAAGGCCAGGCGCACGGAACUCAGAACGAAGCGCUGACUCGAAGGCUCCAACUCCUCGAGGAAGAGGCCGAGGAAGCCGACAGGACUUUACGCGAGGCCAACGAGAAGCUCCGGCAGACCGACGUCAAGGCUGGACAUUUUGAGCGGAAGGUUCAGGCCCUCGAGCAGGACCGCGAUCAGUGGGAGCAAAAGUACGAGGAGAUGGCCAAGAAGCACGCCACCGUGCAAAAGGAGCUGGAAGACUUCCAGAACGAGAUCAGCACCAUCUAA